AUGGAUUUCUUGAGCCGCGACCCGAUGCCAGUGGCGGACCACUUCAUGGCUCACCGGUUUCGCGCCCGUCCUACGGUUCCCUCCGAAGGAGUGUUCGCAGAUGCGGUGGCCGUCGGUGCAGCGGUGCCGGUGACGCGGUCCAGUCACGGUCCGGUCGGUACGAAGACUGGAAUCGAGGUGUGCGAACAGUGUUUCGAGUGCAGCCCCGGUAGGGAGGAGCUUUGGAAGCACGUGCGUGACGCGCACGGUGACGACGCGAGGCUGCAGUGCGCCGCGGCCGGCUGCGGCAGGCGCUUCUCGUCGUUGGCCGCGAGCGCCGGUCACCGGUCGCACCACGCCGCGUGCGGUGACGGACAGGCACCGUACACAUGCGAACUUUGCGGCCGUCUGUCGGCCAACCACACGGCCUUCGACAAGCACGUGGCCAAAGAGCACCCAACCGCCAGGGCCGCGUUGUGCGGCGUGUGCGGCCGCUACGCGGGCGACGUCCAGUCGCUGAUGCGGCAUGUAGACGCCGCGCACGGCGCACACAUCUGGUCCGAGGUGGUCGCGUGCAAAACGCCAAGCGGUGACGGUGUCGGUCCGGUACGCACCAGGCGUACCAUUCGCUGCGACGUAUGCGGUAAGCGGUACGGCAACAACCACCUGAUGCGGUCGCACAGGCAAGUGCACGGCAGCAUAAAAAGCCCGCGUGGCGAUGUCGCCGAUCAGGAAUCGACGGCGCACUCCUGUGCCACGGCCACGCUUCAAUGA
Messenger RNA from Sipha flava (yellow sugarcane aphid), 753 nucleotides. Its product is annotated as zinc finger protein 771-like. The record is from RefSeq and is a predicted model, not a curated record. The transcript has a single exon. Gene Ontology annotation, molecular function: chromatin insulator sequence binding. Bases 1 to 753 code for a protein of 250 amino acids. Gene Ontology annotation, biological process: regulation of transcription by RNA polymerase II. NCBI's taxonomy places the organism in Eukaryota, Metazoa, Arthropoda, Insecta, Hemiptera, Aphididae. Gene Ontology annotation, cellular component: chromosome.